Stylophora pistillata is the source of this 1496-nucleotide messenger RNA. RefSeq names its product adhesion G protein-coupled receptor E4-like. The record is from RefSeq and is a predicted model, not a curated record. Gene Ontology annotation, molecular function: G protein-coupled receptor activity. NCBI's taxonomy places the organism in Eukaryota, Metazoa, Cnidaria, Anthozoa, Scleractinia, Pocilloporidae. Gene Ontology annotation, cellular component: plasma membrane. Gene Ontology annotation, biological process: G protein-coupled receptor signaling pathway; cell surface receptor signaling pathway.
GUUACAGUAGCAGCUCUUAUGCAGUAUUUCCUGAUGGCUGCUUUCUGUUGGAUGCUGGUUGAGGGAAUUUAUCUCUAUCUGUUUGUUGUAAAAGUUUAUAACAUCAACACCAAGAUGCACAUGUAUCACGUCAUGUCAUGGGGUUUGCCCCUAGUUAUGGUGGCCAUUUCAUUGUGUAUCGCUGCUGGGAAAGAAGGGAUAAAAAGCUAUACCAGUGACAAACUUUGUUGGAUGUCGUCAGAGAACAAUCUGAUUUGGAUAUUUGUCACAUUCGUGAUUACAAUUGAAGUGAUCAACUUGGUUAUACUCGUACGAGUCAUUAAGGAGAUGACCAGUAUGCAGCCAACAGGAGACAAGCAAAGUCAACAAAUACGAAUUGGCAUUAGAGCAUGCGUGGUGAUGAUUCCCCUUCUGGGUGUCACGUGGCUAUUUGGUCUUUUGUCGCCAUUACACAAAGCUUUUUCCUACAUUUUUAACAUCCUCAACUCUACACAGGGUUUCCUGAUUUUCGUUCUUCACUGUUUGCGAAACAGCCAGAUUCGAGAGCGAUUCAAAAGAAAGGUGAACACCAUUGUCCCAUCUACAAACAGUGGAAACUCCACAAAGAAGAGCUCACAGAUUAAUCCAAGCGAUGUUGGUGAUAUGUGGGUAGCUGAAUUGCAGUCUUGCAAUGAAUUUGAGCUCAAUGAAAAACCCUCAACAUGAAAGAAUAGAUUCGACAGACCGAGUUCAAAAGUGGACUGUCUCAUUGUUUGAUACGAUCAUUCUGAGUACGGUAGUUAAUCUAUAGCGAUUGUUUGUUUUCGAUCUGUUAUGAAAAUGUCGGUAGCUGCGAUUGCACCUUUAGCUGGGUAAAUAAAUCGUUUAUAAGAUGUUCGUCACUACUGAUAUCUGGAUCAAGGAAUCUAAUUCGAUGAUAAGGCAACUUGCCAAAGUCGGUAGCCUCUAACGGUUUUUUUUUUUUAAGUUAAGUGCUAGAAAUGUAAAUUUUUAAAACUAAAAGUAUGUAAUUUUUGGACUAUCGUAUCAAUAUGGGAAACUUCGCCUUAACUGCGAGCUAAAUGUUUCGUGAGUAGCUAGCUUAGAGGCUGGCUGUCGAUCAAGGUUAGAAUUAUUUACAGUCUGUCCUUCACAUAUUAGUGUAUCCGUUCCUCUUAUGACUGCCCCAAACUAUUUAGUUGUAAAGUGGCGGCAAUUUAUAUGAUGCAUCAUGUCGAGGCUGAUUAUGUCUUCAAACAGUGCUCUGUUUAACUUUGAUUGUGAUACACACUUUAUUGUCUCGUCUUUGAAUUCUAUUAUGCAAUUUUUUUUACUAAUAUUGCAUGAUGGUGUCACAUUUUUCUAAUUUUUGAGGAGUUAAACUCCCUGUUAAAUACCAAAUACUAUUUGCUUUUGUAAUAAUAGUAGUUACAGCUGACUGUUAAACGUUAUCAUGAAUAAAUGAAUGGAUAGGUAAACAGAUGAAAUAAUUACAAAAAAUAAAACCACCAAAGGGA